CCUCUCUGACCCCAGUGUUAAUCUGCAUUCAGACUGAGGCUCCGCUGCUUUUCUCGGCUGCUCGCUAUUGGAGUAGCUUAUUACCUGGGGCUGCGUUGUUUUGUGGCAGCUUUGUAGGCCCCUGCUAGGCUGUCGAAUCGGCAGCAGGCACGCCAAAAAGACAGAGAGAGAGAAAAAACAGACGGGCGAUACGAAACCGAGCUUUCUCAUUCGCUUCCAUUCGGCUUUUAUUUUAUUUUGUUGGAGCCCGAUUUCGCUUCAGCGCGCGUCCGCCUCGCGUCGACAUUCGCCGAACCGCUCCUGCUAACGCGCGUAAUGUAUCGUAGAGAGGAAACACAGUAAAUAGACGGACACGUCCAUCUGCAAGAAAGAGGAAACGAAGACGGUGAUGACGGCUUCGCCAAAAUCAGCCUUCAAAUGCUCGAUAGCAAUGGCGAAGCCUUCCCUCCCCAUGAAGCUGUUUCUCUGGGUGUUUAUUGUCGUUAAUCUCUCCACAAGCUCCCUCCAGACUGAUGAUGAUGACGAGGCGUCUAACAAGACGUGGGUGCUGACUCCCAAAGUGUACGAGAGUGACGUCACGCACAUCUUAAACAGCCUACUAGAUGGAUAUGACAACAAACUCAGGCCUGACAUCGGAGUCAAGCCAACAGUGAUCCACACAGACAUGUUUGUCAACAGCAUCGGUCCAGUAAAUGCCAUCAAUAUGGAAUACACCAUCGACAUAUUCUUUGCUCAGACCUGGUACGACAGAAGGUUAAAAUUCAACAGCACAAUGAAGGUCCUGCGUCUCAACAGCAACAUGGUCGGGAAGAUCUGGAUCCCAGACACUUUCUUUCGCAACUCUAAGAAGGCCGAUGCCCACUGGAUUACCACACCCAAUCGCAUGCUGAGGAUCUGGAAUGAUGGACGAAUACUCUACACCCUCAGGUUGACCAUCGAUGCUGAGUGCCAGCUUAAACUGAACAACUUCCCAAUGGAUGAGCACUCAUGUCCCCUGGAGUUUUCAAGCUAUGGCUACCCCAGGGAGGAGAUUGUGUAUAAGUGGAAGAGGAGCUCAGUGGAGGUUGGGGACAUUCGCUCCUGGAGGCUCUACCAGUUCUCCUUCGUGGGCCUGAGGAACACUUCUGAGAUCGUCAGGACUGUCUCCGGAGACUACGUGGUGCUGACUGUCUUCUUUGACCUGAGCAGGAGAAUGGGCUACUUUACCAUCCAGACCUACAUCCCAUGCACACUAAUUGUUGUCCUCUCCUGGGUCUCAUUCUGGAUCAACAAGGAUGCAGUACCUGCUAGGACAUCAUUAGGUAUCACCACUGUGCUGACCAUGACCACUCUGAGUACCAUCGCCAGGAAAUCUCUUCCAAAAGUUUCCUAUGUGACCGCCAUGGACCUGUUCGUGUCCGUCUGCUUCAUCUUCGUCUUUGCCGCACUUAUAGAGUACGGUACACUGCACUAUUUUGUCAGCAACAGGAAGCCGAGUGCCAAAAAGGACAAGAAGAAGAAAAACCCGCUCCUCCGGCUCUUUUCCUCAAAGCAGACACCCACAGUGGACAUCCGUCCACGCUCGGCCACAGCCAUUCAGAUGAACAACGCCACGCACAUGCAAGAGCGAGACGAGGAGUACGGUUAUGAGUGUCUGGACGGAAAGGACUGCACCAGCUUCUUCUGCUGUUUCGAAGACUGCCGCUCCGGAGCCUGGCGGCAUGGCAGGUUGCACAUCCGCAUCGCCAAGAUAGACUCAUAUGCACGCAUCUUUUUCCCCACUGCAUUCGGUCUCUUCAACCUGGUCUACUGGGUCUCCUAUCUCUAUCUCUAGGCGCGGGUGUGAUUCCAGCCUUAUCAUACAGUCAAUUACAUUCUACAUAUGCUCUGCGCCAGCAAGUGACAUUUUAAAGAAAGGGACCCACUGAAAUACCCAGAGAUUUGAUUUAGAGUGUUUCUUCUAUUUCCAUUGUUUUAAUCCCUUUAAAUUUGAGUUGUUUUAUCAGAUAACUUGGACAGACACUGCAAAUGUUGUAGCAUUACAUUAAACUGGUGUGAAGAGGUUUAUAGAUGUGCUGUGAAAACGUCGAUUGUGUGAGAGAUCAACAAUAGUUUUGUUUCAUUUUUUUUAUAUAUAUUUUGGAAUUUAUAUUGAACAUUUAAAGCUCUUCUAAAUAUGAGGUAAACUUUUUUUUUAGUUUUAAACAAAUUAAAUAAAGUAUAAUCACAAUAAACAUCUAAAAUAAGUAGUAAUUUGGACAAUUGAUCUUUGUAAUUGAAUUAUAAAGAUCAUUCAAAAACAAACACUGACUAAAGUGCUUUUAAAAAAAGUUGCAAUUAAGACAUUUUUGAUUGAUGAUUACAGUAAAGUCAAGUAAAAACAGACAAAAAAAUUAUGUAAAUUAAUAAAAACAAAGAAUAGAAUUGCAGACAGAAUAAUUAAAUAGGUUACAAAGUGUGACCAGUUGUCUUCUCAUGAUGGCUUUUAAACCUAAUUUAAUAAUCUAAACUGCGUUAACUAUGUCUUUUAUUUAUUUUCACGUUUUGUUUUUCACUUAGUAAAACACAAAAUCUGAAGCACUUUAACAGAGCUAUGUUAGACAGUGACAAAUUCAUUUUGAUGACACAAAAUUAUUGUAUUAUUAUUUUUUUGUUGCUAACAUGUUAGCACAAUUAUACAUUGCAUUUUUUCAUGUGUGGUCAGAGUGCGAUAUGAUGCUAUUUAUGGACAAUGCUCUACUGUACAGACACUGUAUAUAUUUUACUAUUACAUAGUGGUUUACAUUUAUUGCAUGCACCUUUCAGGCCAAAAAUCAGCAUAUUUUAUGGUCUUCUACUGUUGGCUAUGGAAACUAAAAGAAAAAAAAACAAGCAAUUGUUGAUUAUCAGUCAGGAUUUAAUUCUACUUUCUUUUUCUAGGAAAAUUGGAAAAUCAACAGAUAAAAAAAGGGUCCAGUUUAUCUUUUUAAGUUGAGAAAUCAUCUUUAAACACAGGUGGGAGGAUCAGCCCAGUAUUUCAGGCCAGACAGCUGGUUUAAUGGUUUUCUUCACAACUAUUAGCUUGCAGCAUAGACAACACUGACCCUUCAUCCCUUCUUCCAUUUGCUGUUAAAAGCACAUAUUUACAUAAUGACACACCACUACUGUAUAUUGGUUACGCAAGCUGGUACAAGAGAAACUAUAUUAAAACAAGUUAAGUGUUGAUAUAAAAACCAAUCAUCACUCGCUCUUUAUGUUAUCAGAGUGAUACCUGCAGCUGUAACACCACAAGUGAGUUUCACCUUCAAGUAGCGGCACUGAGACUAAUCUACACCUCAGUGCAAAUGUCAGUGAAGACAGCUGGAGGGCACUUCGCAGUCAAGCAGAGUUCGAGUUAUUCUCCUAAGAUGACAAAAAUAAUCUUAACAAUGAAUAAACCCGAGCAUUUCAAACAAGUACAAAAAAAUCAAAGCAUCUGCUUGUGUUACGAACAGAUGUGGAAGCCUUAUUAUCAAGCAUCUCACUUCCAGAAUCACAUUUAGAUUGUAAAUCAUUACAUAGUGAGGAAGCUGAUUCGCAGGGCUGUGCAGAAAUUCAUCAUUUGUUUUUACUUUUUUCUCAUGAAAAAUUUGCUUGAAUGUGUGACGAGAGCAGACAACACAGCAAACGCAUCUGAAUUGUAAAUGUCAUGUAUGAUAACGUAUAAUGCACAUGAAUUAGAACCCCUCCCAGAUCAGUUUUGAUAGACACCAGUAUGCAAUCAGUGGAGACAGUGCUGCAGGAUGAUUUGUAAACUCACAAAGAAAUGGGUGUAAAUCACAGUUUAUGUACAUAAAUUAUAAAUGGAAGAAAACACUUGUCAAGCCCUUGGGAUUUUGAAAAAGGGUAUAUAUUUUGUAAUUUCAGCAUUGUUACAGUAUAUCAUCACAGUAUAUUAUACUUAUUGUAUUAUGCUGGACUGACCAUCUAGAAUACUUGGAGAAUGAUGGGGGUAUUUAUUUAUUUAUUCAUUGAUGGUACUUAUUUAUUUAUUUUAGCGAAAGAAGAAUGCAUUUUAUGCUCAUAUAGCCCCUGAAAAAAAGAAACACAGAAUGCUGUCAUUUAUAUCAAAGAUACAUUUUUGUUCAAUGUGUCGAUGGAGCUUGAGCUUAUUUAUCUUGUGUUUUUCUAUGUUGUGAUCAAUGUACACUACUCUCACAAAGAACUGUCAAACUGUUCUAUUUGUUGAAUUCGUGACUUGCAACAUUACCUGUUGUGCAGCUUCUGAGUAGGUGACUUUAUUUAAAUAAUAGUAUUAAUAAUAAUAAUAAUAAUAAUGAAGAAGAAAAAAAAAAAGAAAACACACACAAAACAUUUCCCAAGCCACCAGAAGAAGAACAUCUGCUUGUCUAGCUUAUUAUGAAUAAUUUUCACUUUUCCCACCACCACAAGGGUUUGCUUUGGUCUUGACAGUCGCCAUAAAUAAAGCAUCAGUGAUGAUCCGAAACAUAUGCAUUUACCAGAUUAUCUUAUACUUCCUAGAGUUCUUUCCAUUUUGUAUUUAAUGGUGGUCCUGUUGUGUUCCGAAGCUGCAGCUUUAGUAGUCUGAACCUGUCUUCAGUGUACACAUAAUGCUAUUUCUCACAUCUUUAGGGGCGUUAGCGUGUCAGUAGCAAUGUCAUCAUCAGUGUCCAGUAGUUGAAAGAAGUACAAAAGAGUGAAUACAUCCUAUAAAGUGCCAAACUGACACCCAUGCAAUAGAAAAUAUCAAAACCGUCAUAUUAUUUGUGAAUUCACUUAUGCAGAAAGAGAGGACAUAUGCUAAAAGUGAAGUUUUUCAAAGUAAAUGUGAUACACACCACACCUCAUAAUCCUCUGGAUUUGCAGGUGCUCUGGAUUGCAUUUUUUGUUGUUGUUGUUUCUGUUGGGGUUUAUUUGUUGUUUGUUUGUUUUAUUUUAGUUCAAAUUUAAUAUGGUACAGAACCAAAAGCAUCCGGAUAAUGAGGAUAAUUGCUAAAAUGAACAACAAACUGAUAAAAACUAAUUCCUGUAUCAGGGUGAACUGACAUUUCUGACUUUAUUUUGAAAAUCCAUCAUACUAAUGAUGACUGAAGCAUGUCUUGUGUUUUAACAGUGGUGCAGAAAAACUAAUGUUAUUGUAUUUUUAUUUUUCCAUGAUGGUAGAAGCUUGUGAUUUAUUUAUUUUUAUUUGUGCACUCAACUUAAAAUGCAGAGAUAUAAAGGUGUGUCGGGAAGUACUGAGGCACUUGUUUGUGUCUGUACUCAGUAGCGUGCAUGUUAAGUAUGUUUUCAGUCAAACAGGGAUGAUCUGAAGAAUUGGGACUCCCUCAUCUGGUCUUAAUCCCUUUUUCUUGCAUUGACAUGGACGUUUAUUAUACUGUACUUAUUUUUUUUUGACAAUGUGGUUUUAUUUAAUUUUAUUUUUGGGACCCACAAAUGAGACAUAUAUGUGAACAGCACAUGUAGAUAUUUUUUAUUGUUUAUGUAUUUUGUCAAACUGCAGGAAAAAAACAAAACAAAAGAACAAGCACUGGAACUACAGAGCUCAGCAAAAGGCAUCCGACAACAAAAUAAAUUUCAUAUGAUUCUCAUUCAUACAGUAUGUUAGUUGUUUGCCAUCUAUGUAUAUUUGAUUAUUGCAUAAAAAAAGGGGCACUGAUCAAUUCUGUUAGGGUCUGCAUAAUCUAUUAUACAUGUCAUGGAAAAAGUCCUUUUCAUAAGGGAAUUGCACAUAGCUGUGGAAUUUUACAAUAAAAUGGUCGCAUUUG
This is a messenger RNA of Amphiprion ocellaris (clown anemonefish), 5726 nucleotides long. It is a transcript of the gene gabrg2, whose product is annotated as gamma-aminobutyric acid type A receptor subunit gamma2. Gene Ontology annotation, molecular function: GABA-gated chloride ion channel activity; GABA-A receptor activity; inhibitory extracellular ligand-gated monoatomic ion channel activity. Gene Ontology annotation, cellular component: dendrite membrane; GABA-A receptor complex; postsynapse. Gene Ontology annotation, biological process: gamma-aminobutyric acid signaling pathway; synaptic transmission, GABAergic; regulation of postsynaptic membrane potential. NCBI's taxonomy places the organism in Eukaryota, Metazoa, Chordata, Actinopteri, Pomacentridae. The coding region runs from base 389 to 1813 and encodes 474 amino acids. The record is from RefSeq and is a predicted model, not a curated record. The transcript is spliced from 10 exons.